Messenger RNA from Daphnia pulex (common water flea), 3440 nucleotides. RefSeq lists its product as uncharacterized. Bases 1182 to 3239 code for a protein of 685 amino acids. Lineage: Eukaryota; Metazoa; Arthropoda; Branchiopoda; Diplostraca; Daphniidae. The record is from RefSeq and is a predicted model, not a curated record. The transcript is spliced from 2 exons.
UCCUUUGUGGUCGCCUUUUUCUUUUUGUGCCCAAGUCGGUGACUCGCUCGUGGUCACGCCGAAUAAUGGAUCCGCGUCUAUUUGCACUCGGUCGCUUUUAUGUGCAUUUUCUGGUUCGAUCGAAUUGCCAUUCAGGCGUAUGCAGAGUACGCAUCUCCGGUCUUUUACUGGCGGAAAGCUAUUGCCCUUGUUUUCAUCUGAAAUUUCGAAAUUUAUUAGACUGGCUCAAAUGUGGUGGAACUAAGUUUAUUCGUGCUCUCGAUUGUUAAUUACAAGGUUGAUGGCAUUCGGUUACCGAGACACACAUGUUUGUGCGAUAUAGUCUGUUUGAAACAAAGUUUUGGCACUCCAUUUUAUUUUUAUCGCUCUCCGUCUUUCUUAUGUCAUUGUCCGAAAGUCCAGCUAUGCAAAAGUUCCAGCUGUCGAGAUAUUUGUGGACCAGAGAAAACUAUUUUUUUUUCUCUCGAUACAAACGACGUAGGAGGGGGGUUUUGGGUGGGGGAGGAGGAGUUUCAGGUAAAUUACAGCAUACGUAUAGCUGGGAAAGAGGGAAGGGUAAGGGUCGGUGUUUACUGACGAGUUGGUGGAAUCGCCGCCAUCCGGAAACAUUCUAUUGUAUAUAGCUGCGGUUAAAGCAAGCGGGCUUCAGCCGCUAGAGCGUGACUCGGGCUUCUUGCUCACCAUAUACCUUUAGAUCAUGUAGUUCUUGCAACCUGUGUUUUUUCUCUUUGCUGUUGAUUAUCUAUUACACCAAUCUACGUAUGGAUUGAGGAAGCAAUAAGUCAUGAUUCUAUUUCUCGUCCAAGCCCCGAUCACACAAGUGUAAUCGACUACACGUUUUUGGUUGAGAAACUUUGUUUUAGGAAUAGACCCUUAAUUAAUAGCAUUUAAAAAUCGCCAAUGCGUUCAGGCGAGUUGCCUCUCUUUUCACGCUAAAGUUAUCUGAUUACUACUAUUUUACUUCCUACACUUCCUAGUCCAAAUUAAUGAAAAAAAAGUCACGGUUGGGUUGGACUGAUAUUGCUCUUAUUCUUAUCUUAUCCCCAGAAGCCGCUCGUCCGCUUCAACAGACAAGGUGGAGCGUCGUAGAAGAAGAACCCCAGGGUUUUGACGGUGUGUUCUUGUUCUCCGAGUCUCAGUUUAACUUGGGAUAUUCAAGUGUUCACACGUGAGAAACCGGGAUGGAGCUCAAUUCCUGUUCCAGCCAUGACGAUAAUACUUCGGCGGCCUUCGUGCGAGACUGGCGGAUAAGAAAAAUUUCGCCUGUCAAUAAUAAGUUGACGAAUCCAGACACUGCACCGAUCGUCCGCCGGCGGACUGUUAUUACCAUCGGGUCGACGACCGAAUCGAACGGCUCGAUUUAUCAACAGGAAGAUCAAACUAUAUCCGCAUCGGAAGUGGGUGAAACGGCUUGCGGUCGAAUUAGUAUCACAGUCAAGACUAUCCCCAAGACACCAAGUAUCCGGGCGAUUCCAGCAAGUCCCACCUUCAGUCCUGACCUUCAUGCGGAAGAAGAAUGGACUGCGAGAGACACCGUCCCUUUCAAAUCGUCGUCUGUUAGCGAUCCUUCGUGGAUUUACGUCCCAUCCAAGCCGGAUCGAUCUUAUUCGUCGAAAAUUCUCCAACGGCCUCCAUGGAAAGAUGAGACAUCGUCGCAGGAUGUCGAUUCGACUUUGGCAGAUAACAAGAAGCUGUACAGGACUCUGAGUAACAAGAGCUCCUCUUACAAGCUAACCGAGAUCGACCUGGGUCCAUCGGUGGAUAGUCGAAGUGUCAACUCUGAUGGAAUAACCAGCCAAGGAUUUGAAUCGCCCAAAAUCACUUUGAAACCGACUUUCAAGAUGACUUUUGGUGACGAAACCAAGAUCCUUCGUUUGAUGGACACAACCGGCAGCGAAAAAAGUGUCCGUAAAGUCGAAAAGCUUCAGACCAAUUCCAUUUCUCGUUCUCCGAUUGGCUAUCACGAAUGGCUCAAGUCGCUUGAUCGACUUGAAGGAGAGACGUACCCCAAUCAGGCGCACUCGUCAGAUGAUGAUAAGAAGAAGCAUCGAGACACCAAAUUACUGAAAUUUACUGAUUGCCCUCUUGCCGGAAGCUCGGCCGGAGAAGUCAAUAAAUCUAGUAACACGACUCAAUCCGUCAAUUUGGUUGCAAGUUCUCCCAAGAGCAUCUUGAAAAAUGUCCAGAAUGAAUCCAACUGUGAAAUUCGUCAGGAGAAAGUUAAUUUGAUUAAAAAUCAACCUUACAAAGAUGUAGUAGCAGGAAUCGUUGGCGAAGUCAGUCCACAAGUUUUCAAGGCAUCACUGACGAAGCCCAUCAACUCGCUAAUUAAUACCAAACACGCACAAGAUUGGACUGUUGAAAAAUCCUCUUCAAGCCUUGUCAGUUUGGCUGGAAAAUCGGAUUAUACGAAAUCCAGCAAAGUUAUUCCCACCAAAGGAAAUCAAGUUGCCGCCACUCCUAAGGUUGUGGAAGAUUGUCCAGCAAACGGCUUAUCCAUUGCAAUGAAAGUGGACAGAGCCAGCACUCCCAACAGUGUGGAAAUUGUCAAUAAAAACCAGAUCAAUUCCAUGAAAUCACUCAGCUCCUCCGGCUCUUGGAAAAAGAAUUCCAACACUCAGGAUGGAACGAGCAGUCCUACCCUUUCGUCUGGUAUGGAUCUUUCCAAAGCAACCGAGCUUGUUAGACAGUUCUUCAAUACCGGAAAUGAAGAAGAUACUGAUAGCAGUCAAAGUGCUUCAUUAGUAACCGAUAAGAAGCCAGUGGACGUGAUGAAUUCCGGAGACCAAACAAUAUCCAUCUCGCACGCCUACCAAUCUCCUGCUGCGCAAUCCACUUCCAGCGGUUCUCCUGAAUAUCAACCAGGAUCGGCUCAGGAUCAACGAUAUGCUGGCCAUCAUAACCGUGGGCGAUCGCCGAUCAAAUCUAAAAUUCCGUUGCGGAUCCCUAGACCUGCGAGUAGUUCCGCUUGUUCUCAUUCCGGAAGCAAUUCAACCUUGACGACGCCAUCUGUCGCUUACGUCGAGAAGGGAAGUUAUAUUCCGACGCCGAAAAAUUGCGCUUUUAAUAAAGCCAAGUCUGUUACUAAUAUGCCGAGUAGGAUUAAACCCCCUUCAACUGGAAGCGCAGUGAGAACCAGAUCGGUGGAAAAUUUGAGGCAAACCAGCCCGCUGUCCAGUUAUGUGUUGUACAGUAAUAUUAUGAUGGCAAGAGAUGAAGAGACCAGUCAAUAUCAAUAAAGUUAAAAAAAUUAUGAAAUGGAUUCCAGUAACCCAAAUCAUGUUGAGGGUAGCAUUUUAUUAUUAUUUCCUUAUUGCCUGCUGCUGCUUCCCAUACUUAUAAGCAAUUCGUGCAUCCUGGCUGGAUAUUUGGUUUUCCCCACUUUCUGUAUUGAAUUUUAAUUUACAUGGUAUUAAUAAAAAUAUAUUAUUUCUAUGCUA